AUGAGAGAACUUUCCAGUAAAGAGGGCCAAAACACAUGCAGGCUGGGGCACAGUUUCCCCAAGAUGGUAACUCCAGGCUUUUAUCCAUUCUGCCUGCAAAUCAAGGACCUGCUUGGUGAGAAGAGUUAAGUGAUAAAGUGUGGCCGUCAGGGCCUGUGCCUGCUGUGUGGGGAGCCUCCAUGCCUGGGAGCUUGGCACUCUUGGCUAAAAGUCUGAGCAGAUCCUCCCCACUCCAUGGGUAAGCAGGUACCCCAGGAAGCUGCACAUCCAAGGAGGACCCUGUGGAGGAAAGCAGGAUGGGCAGCAAGGAAGAUGCAGGCAAGGGGUGUCCGGCGGCCGGCGGCGUCUCCAGCUUCACCAUUCAGUCCAUCCUGGGCGGGGGCCCCUCGGAGGUGCCACGGGAGCCCGCCGGCUGGCCCGCCAGGAAGCGCAGCCUGUCCGUGUCCUCGGAGGAGGAGGAGCCGGACGACGGCUGGAAGGCACCUGCCUGCUUCUGCCCAGACCCGCACGGCCCCAAGGAGCCGGGCCCCAAGCAUCACCCCCCCAUCCCCUUUCCUUGCCUGGGUACCCCCAAGGGCAGCGGAGGCGCGGGGCCGGCGAGCUCGGAGCGCACGCCUUUCCUCUCUCCUUCGCACCCGGACUUUAAGGAAGAGAAAGAGAGGCUCCUGCCCGCGGGCUCGCCGUCGCCAGGGCCAGAGCGGCCGCGGGACGGCGGCGCCGAGCGGCAGGCGGGCGCCGCCAAAAAGAAGACGCGCACGGUCUUCUCGCGCAGCCAGGUGUACCAGCUCGAGUCCACCUUCGACAUGAAGCGCUACCUGAGCAGCUCGGAGCGCGCCUGCCUCGCCUCCAGCCUGCAGCUCACCGAGACCCAGGUCAAGACUUGGUUCCAGAACCGCCGCAACAAGUGGAAGCGGCAGCUCUCGGCCGAGCUGGAGGCGGCCAACAUGGCGCACGCCUCGGCGCAGACUCUGGUGGGAAUGCCGCUGGUGUUCCGGGACAGCUCGCUGCUGCGCGUGCCGGUGCCGCGCUCGCUCGCCUUCCCCGCGCCGCUCUACUACCCCGGCAGCAACCUCUCGGCCUUACCUCUCUACAACCUCUACAACAAGCUCGACUACUGAGCGGCCGCCGGCCCGCGCCGCGCUCUCCCGGUCGCCUCCAGCUGCCCCCUCCCGGGGCUCCGGAGCGGGGCGGUGUGUUGCCAGAAAUAUUAAGAAAUACACCAUGUGUAUUCAUUAUCUCUUAUUUAUGGCCUCUGCCCUACUUUUUGUUUUGAUUGUUUCGGGUAUUUAUCGGCAUUUCUCAAGCCAGAUCGCCUGCUUUCUACCCCAAACAAACCAAUACGCUUUGAAAACCAUUGUGGAGGGGAUGUUCUCGGGUGGUGGUGGGAAUGGGAGUUUCGGCCAGAUCUACAUUGAUUGGUAGGGGGGAAAAAUCAGAAAAACACCAACAGAACCAGGUACACCCCUCUCCCCAUAUAUACACCUGUAUGUAUGUACAUGCACACACAGCCGGCCAAAGCCAGCGAGGUGUUUGCACAGUUAUCUCAACGCCUCUUCGUUUUCCUCGUUCCGAGGAUGGGUAGGAGGAGAUUUCAGAUCUGUAAAUAUUUUUAAAGAGGAAAAAAAAUAAAACAUUUUA
This is a messenger RNA of Zalophus californianus (California sea lion), 1638 nucleotides long. It is a transcript of the gene HMX2, whose product is annotated as H6 family homeobox 2. Gene Ontology annotation, cellular component: nucleus. The record is from RefSeq and is a predicted model, not a curated record. NCBI's taxonomy places the organism in Eukaryota, Metazoa, Chordata, Mammalia, Carnivora, Otariidae. Gene Ontology annotation, molecular function: DNA-binding transcription factor activity, RNA polymerase II-specific; RNA polymerase II transcription regulatory region sequence-specific DNA binding. The transcript has 3 exons. Bases 297 to 1118 code for a protein of 273 amino acids. Gene Ontology annotation, biological process: regulation of transcription by RNA polymerase II.